Molecule: messenger RNA, 1633 nt
Organism: Pyrus x bretschneideri (Chinese white pear)
Lineage: Eukaryota; Viridiplantae; Streptophyta; Magnoliopsida; Rosales; Rosaceae
Exons: 7
Coding region: 113-1633 (506 amino acids)
Molecular function (GO): nucleic acid binding; zinc ion binding
Source: RefSeq, a predicted model, not a curated record
CCAGUGGAAACACCGUUUCAAUCAAAAUUUAAAAACACGCCCAUCUCGUUGCUUUGACAGUCGUAAGUCCUCACAAAACUAGGGUUAGGGUUUGAGAUUUGGGAACAAGAACAUGGGCAAGAGAGAGAGGCAAAGGGCCAAGCUCGAUUGGGACGAACUGAGCGAAGAAGAACGAGAACUAACUAAUAAAUACCCUUCGAAAUCCGCCGCCGAGCACAGCAGCAGCGACGACGAUGAGGCCAACGAAGAUCUCAGCCUCAAAAUCGUCGAGAAAGCUUUGUUAAUGCGGGCGGCAAAGUUGGCUCCCGAUAACAACGCUGCCGUGUCUGGCGAGCCGAGUGGCGGUUUGGUUGAACUCCCUUCUUCGUCUCCUUCGCCAGAAGAGGAAGUUGCGGGUGCAGUUUUGGAGACUAAGAAGGUAAGGAGGAAGGAGAGGAUGAAGAAGAUUAAGAAGAUGAACAUUGAAGAUCAAGCUGUUCUUCCAAAAGAGGGAGAGAAGGUAGAGGCGGCUAAUGCUGUAGAUUUGGCUGAGGCAAAACAACUGGAAAAUGUUGAUUUUACCGACAAUGUUGUGCUGCGGAGACUUCUUCGGGGACCAAGGUAUUUUGAUCCUCCAGAUAGUAGCUGGGGAGCAUGCUUUAAUUGUGGUGAAGAAGGUCAUGCGGCAGUGAAUUGUACCGUAGCUAAGCGAAAGAAGCCGUGCUUUGUUUGUGGCAGUUUGGAGCACAAUGCCAAACACUGCAGAAAGGGACAAGAUUGCUUUAUCUGCAAAAAGGGUGGACAUCAUGCUAAAGACUGUACAGAAAAGCAGAAUGGUGGCUCAUUGAAGUCCCAAAUAUGUCUAAAAUGUGGAGAUUCUGGACAUGAUAUGUUAUCGUGCAGGAAUAAUUAUUCAAAUGAUGAUCUUAAGGAAAUCCAAUGCUAUGUCUGCAAGAGAUUUGGUCAUUUAUGUUGUGUCAAAUAUGUUGAUACUAGUCCGUGGGAAGUUUCCUGUUACAAAUGUGGUUCAAUGGGACAUACUGGUAUGGCAUGCGUAAGCUUACGUGGUGGGGAAACCACUGGUUUUGGUUCGCCUCGGUUAUGCUACAAGUGUGGUGAAGGUGGUCAUAUUGCUCGUGAAUGUGCAAGUUUGGUCAAUGUAACUCUCAGUGUUCACAAAAGAUUUGGGGAAUCAUCUAAUUAUUCUACUCCAGUUUUGAAACGCCAUAAGGAAAAGAGAGACUACACGGGAUUCAAGUCUGCUCCUCAUGACCUAAAUAAGGUCCAUAAAAGGAAACAUACCCAAUUUGAAGAAAGAGUUUUUACAACACCACAAAAGGCAAAACAUAGAUGUGGCUGGAUAAUGGAUGAUCCAGGGGACUUUUCCCCCAGAAAAGGCAAAAAGAACAAUAGGAAGUCUCCGGCAACACCAUCUAAUUGGGGUCAUAGGGUUCCUAGUUUAACUGCAGGUGGUCAUGCUUCAAGUUCUAGAUCAUCUAAAAAGAUUUGGGAGGAUUCCAAAAGCCCUAUCUCAAAAGGGUCGUCGAAGUCUUUUCAGCACGGAUAUUCUGCAUCGAGGUUUAACAACUCUAAUGGUGGUGGAUAUAGAAGAAAUUAUGAUUGGUUAGGUGAUGAAUAUAAUGGGCAUUACUAA